Messenger RNA from Erinaceus europaeus (western European hedgehog), 939 nucleotides. RefSeq names its product olfactory receptor 52A1-like. Bases 1 to 939 code for a protein of 312 amino acids. The transcript has a single exon. NCBI's taxonomy places the organism in Eukaryota, Metazoa, Chordata, Mammalia, Eulipotyphla, Erinaceidae. The record is from RefSeq and is a predicted model, not a curated record. Gene Ontology annotation, cellular component: membrane. Gene Ontology annotation, molecular function: G protein-coupled receptor activity; olfactory receptor activity. Gene Ontology annotation, biological process: G protein-coupled receptor signaling pathway.
AUGUCUAUUUCCAACAGCACAAUCUUCAUGCCCUCUGUGUUGACAUUAGUUGGAAUCCCAGGCCUGGAGUCUGUGCAGUGCUGGAUUGGCAUUCCAAUCUUUGCCAUGUACCUCAUUGCCAUUAUUGGGAAUUCCUUGCUUCUGAUCAUCAUCAAAACAGAGCGCAGCCUCCACGAGCCCAUGUACAUUUUCCUGGGCAUGCUAGCAGUCACAGACAUUGCCCUUGCUACCAGCAUUGUGCCCAAGAUGCUUGGAGUCUUUUGGUUUCAUGCACCAGACAUGUAUUUUGAUUCCUGCCUGCUUCAGAUGUGGCUCAUCCACACAUUUCAGGGCACAGAGUCAGGCAUCCUGCUGGCCAUGGCGCUGGACCGUUAUGUUGCCAUCUGCCAUCCACUCAGACACGCUACCAUCUUCACCCACCAGCUUGUAAUGCAAAUUGGGGUUGUUGUUGUUCUCCGUCCUGCCUUUCUGGUAGCCCUGUUUCUAGUACUGAUAAAGUGCAGGCUUGUCUUGUAUCAUUCUACAGUCAUCUCUCACACCUACUGUGAGCACAUGGCCCUUGUAAAGCUGGCGGCAGAAAAUGUCCGAAUCAACAAAAUCUAUGGACUGUUUGUAGCCUUCACGGUUGCAGGAUUUGACCUCAUAUUCGUCACAUUGUCCUACAUGCUGAUAUUCAUCACAGUUUUUCAUUUGCCCCAGAAGGAGGCCAGGUUGAAAGCAUUCAAUACGUGCACUGCUCACAUUUUUGUCUUUCUUCAGUUCUACCUCCUUGCCUUCUUCUCUUUCUUCACACACAGAUUUGGCUCUCAUAUCCCUGCUUAUAUUCAUAUCUUCUUUUCCAGCAUUUACUUAUUGCUCCCUCCAUUUCUCAAUCCACUUGUCUAUGGGGCAAAGACCAAGCAGAUUCGCACUCACCUGGUAAAAAUGUUAUGUUCAUAA